CGAUAUUCUGUUGCUCGCUCUCGCAGUGCGAUAUCUCACCUCCGCAGACACCACCCUCUGAGCACACCCACCACUGCUUCCGCUGCCCUCCAUGAUUGAUCCUGUUCUGUCCUCCAACUGCAGCAACGUCACGGUCAGAAGCACCGCCCCUGCCAGCUCUGCCACUUUCAGCAGCAAGGGCCAGUCCGCCUCGACUUCCAAAAUGGUCUUUCCAGAGUCGCCCAUCGUCGAGCAUCUCCGCGUGCUCAACCAGGAGCUGCAGCUCCUCAGAAAGCACGGCUCGCCCAGCCUGAAUCAGGUCCAGGACUAUGCCAUCCGCACCUGGUCCUCCAACUCUGUCUACGACGCAUACCUCUCCCACGUCAAACAAGAGCGAGAGAAGGUCGAUAUCCUCGUCGAAAAGAUCUGGGCCGUCUUUGACGAGGUCAUUCUUCCCCUUUGGCGCAUCGACGACAGCCUUAUGCCGCUCUAUGAAGAGCUGUCGAGCAUCCGGCUUCAGCUCGAAGCGCUGGGCCACCAGAGUGACUUGGAUCCCGAUGUGCGCUCCGAGACCCUGCGGCAUCUGCAGGAGCGCCUCAACCAGAUCGAAAACGAAAACAAGCACGACGGACGAUUCAACGUCCCGGCCCAAGACAACUCCAUCGCUUCUGUCGGCGCUCGAGCCAUUCCAAGCGGACAGGCGAUCGUGGCCUCUCUCAUCGCCCGCUGUUACCGCCUGUCGCGUAUCCUGGUGCUUCAAGACAACUCCAUAUCCCCUUCGCUCGUGCCGAUCCAGAAGCGCCUCGAAGUCUCGAUUGCAUCCCUCAACCAGAUCCUCAUGGACUACCAGAGCGGCGCAUCUGUCGAUCCAACAGACCUGUCCCAUUUCCAAGAGUUUGUCGACUCCAUCGACAGCGUCCGCCAACACGGCCGCUUCGAGGAGCUCGACGGAACAGUGCCCGAGGGCCAGGCAGCCCUUCACGAGCUGCUGGAUGAGGCCUACGAGCUGAUCCACCAGUGUCUCGUCGCCCAAGAGAUGGCCGAGUCCAGCUUCACCGCCGAUGUCCAGAGAAUCAGCCAGCCCGUCAUCGAGCGGCUCGUGGGAAUCCGCAACCUCCUCGUCGACCAUGCCACUACCGCCGCCAGUGCGGGCUCGGUGGAUUCACAGGGCUCUGCCCGCGACUACUCAAGAUCGGUCCCCUCCGUCAAGUCGCUCCAGGAGAGCCUCACAUCGCUCCGACACACCUACCUGAGCACAGACAUGGCCUCGGAGAUCGGCGCCGCGUCCCAGCACAUUGCCAACCUCCUGCGAGACGCUCUAUCCCAGGCCGGCAAGCUCUUUGGGUCGCUCGAUCCGCUGGAUCCGGCUCUGGCGCCGAUCCACGAGGACCUCGUGCACAUCCGCACCAGUCUCAUGGCCCUGCGAAACCAGCGCAACUCCCGCUGGAUCAAGGAGGGGCUCCGCAAAGCCGACAGCGCCGCCUCGGAUUUGUCGGCCGACCCCGAGGCAUUCAAAUCUUGGAACGAGUCGGUCGCUCGGCAAGCCGAGGUCCUCGAGUCCAAGCUGCUCGAAAUCGACCAGAGCCGAGUCGAUGGACAGUUCCUGAGCCCGGAAGGCGUCGCCGGCCGCGGCCAAGGCAUUCUGAUCUCGCUGCUGGACGAGUGCUAUGUGCUCAGCUUUGAGCUGAGCCGCCGAUUCGCUUCAGAUGCCUGAGAUGCUUGUCAUCCUUGAAAUGUUUGCCAUCCUUGAAAUGUUUGUCAUCCUUGAUAUCCUGCGCAACAAAUCCUUUGCACGUUGUCUGUGUCGCCUGCACUCGGUCCUGAAAAUCGACAUAACUUGCAUGUCGGAGUCGUUACCGCCGAGUGUGGCUGCAUAGCAACUCUGCCAUGAUUCCAGACGAUCGUUGAUGCUACUCCCGCCGCCACCACAACCACCACAAUACACCACACUGAUCC
This is a messenger RNA of Polychytrium aggregatum, 1935 nucleotides long. RefSeq lists its product as uncharacterized. NCBI's taxonomy places the organism in Eukaryota, Fungi, Chytridiomycota, Chytridiomycetes, Polychytriales. Bases 92 to 1693 code for a protein of 533 amino acids. The record is from RefSeq and is a predicted model, not a curated record. The transcript has 3 exons. Gene Ontology annotation, cellular component: nucleus; cytoplasm.